CAAGACUUGUUCUCUGCUUCUGCCAUAAUUUGUGUGUUUCCGAGGUAGUGUCUGCUCAUUGAGUGGCGAGUCAUGAGUUGUCUACAACUCACUCCCCAACCCUUUCUUCUCCGGACUCACCCAAAACUCAGAACGGCGGCGUUUCGAUCGAACUCACACAGACUCGGCGUUCAUCUCAAGCCCCCUUUACACUGUUUCUUCCCCACGGUCUCUUGUUCAUUGAACAUGCCGUCAGAGAAUACUGAUGCAGAAAAGCCGGCGUUUAUUCAUUCCUCACAAAACGCCGACGUUUUAUCCGACUCAGUGUCACAAAAUGAAUCCCUGAAUUCCGAAGUGAGAAUUCCAAGUGUUCCAGCUAAUAUAAUUCCAGCUCCCAAAUCGAGUUUGAGUGACAAAGCUUUCUUUCUACUGGCAUUCAUCGCUUGCACGACUUCCGUUGCAUUCACGAGCUUUGUAGUUGCAGCUGUUCCGACAUUAUAUGCAAUGGGAAGGGCUGCAAUCUCUCUUUCAAAAUUGGCUGAUACUGCUCGUGAGGAGCUCCCCAGCACAAUGGCUGCAAUCAGGCUUUCUAGCAUGGAAAUAAGUGAUCUCACUCUAGAAUUGAGUGACUUAAGCCAAGAAAUAGUGGAUGGGGUUGGCAAAUCUGCUCAAGCAGUGCAAGCAGCAGAAGCUGGAGUUCGGCAAAUAGGUUCCCUUGCUCGUCAACAGACAAUGUCGAUGAUUCAGGAGAGAGCAAACUUGCCAACUAUCUCACUGAAACCAGUUGUUGCUGGGGCUGCGAAGAAGACUACUCGUGCUGUCGGCCAAGCUACCAAAAGUAUCAUGAAUAUGAUAUCUGGAGGUGAGCUUAACUCCGGGGAUGAUGAUGGUAAUAAAGUGGAUAGUUAAAUUCACGACAUUCUCAUAUUCUAAUGGAAGAUUCAAUAUUAUUUUGAUAGUUAGAAUGCUAUUAUGGUAGAUAAUUGGAAUGUGAGUGUGAAUUCUCUUUCACUGAUGACAAAUAAUGCAAACACAUCGUAUCUGAUUCCUUGCCAAAAAAGGUAGAUUCUUGAUC
Messenger RNA from Olea europaea var. sylvestris, 1054 nucleotides. RefSeq lists its product as uncharacterized. The transcript is spliced from 5 exons. Lineage: Eukaryota; Viridiplantae; Streptophyta; Magnoliopsida; Lamiales; Oleaceae. The coding region runs from base 73 to 888 and encodes 271 amino acids. The record is from RefSeq and is a predicted model, not a curated record.